AUGACCUCCACGCUGCAAAGUGUCAAGCAGGCGAAUCAGCUGGGCAGCAGCAGCACACGGACGCUCUUUGCCGGCCUCUUUGGCAACAUGGAAGGUCUGGCGAGCUUUAGUCCGGCGGUAGUGACGGCGGAUUCAGCUGCUGAAGCAGCGAAAAAUAAACCUUCCUCCAUGCCACCACCACCACCAGCACCACCAAAGUCUACUCAGUCAAAGUCUACUGUGAUUGAAGUUGAAUCAGAUGAUGAGAAUGAGGAGGAGACUGAAAAGCAACCUCGACCGCCAAUCGAUCUCUUCAAGUCGAUCUUUGCUUCAGACGAGGAGGAUGACAGUGAUGAGGAAAAGGAAAGGGAAGAAGCUUCUGCAAAGCCGAAGGCCGAUUCAGCAGCAAAGAGUGCGGCAGCGACAGAAAAAGACUCAUCCACUGCAGAAGCUUCAGAAGCGGCUUCAAAUGGAGUUGAGAGGAGGAGGCUCGGUGGUGGAGGUGGCGGUGGAAGUGGCAUCUUUGCCGGAGUCGACUUUGCCCUGCUCAGCCAGAACUUUAAUCCCUUAACUUUUAAUCCCUGUCUGAAGCCUCAAGCUCCAGAGCCAAACAUGAGUUUGCCUACUACUGCUGCUAGCGAACUGGACGACGAUUGCUAUGGUCCUGCUCUGCCACCACCACCACCGCCACCAUCGUCAUCGACUUCCUCGAAGACGGCAACUGUCAACAGCCAUUUAAAUAUCAACCAUCACUCAUUAGCGGGCAAAUCUAGCUCAUCAUCUUCCACGUUGAAAGCAUCAUCAUCGCAUCAUCGAAGCAGUAGUCAUCGUAGCGGUGAUCGCGAUAAGGAGAGCAGCAGCAGCAGCAGCAGAAGCAGGCGGCACAAGGAGAGCAGUAAAAAGAAGAGCAAGAAGAAAAAGUCGAAAAAGAAAAGCGCAUCGAGCAGUUCAGCGAAAUCAUCGUCAAAACAUCAUAAAAGCAGCAGCAGCAGCAGUGGCUCAAGGGAUCGAAAGAGAAAGAACGACAACAGCAGCAGCGACGACGAUGAUUCCUCUUCCCGUGAUGAUGAUGACAGUGAUAGCGAGGCCGGCUCAAAUUCACCUGAAAGCAAACGUCAUAGAAAGAGCGGCGGCGACCCCCACUCGAUUGACACUCAAAUUCUGGAGCUUAUCAAAGCAGGACGCCGACAGCGCUAG
Molecule: messenger RNA, 1176 nt
Organism: Rhagoletis zephyria (snowberry fruit fly)
Lineage: Eukaryota; Metazoa; Arthropoda; Insecta; Diptera; Tephritidae
Source: RefSeq, a predicted model, not a curated record